Messenger RNA from Thecamonas trahens ATCC 50062, 1324 nucleotides. RefSeq lists its product as uncharacterized. Lineage: Eukaryota; Apusomonadida; Apusomonadidae. The record is from RefSeq and is a predicted model, not a curated record. Gene Ontology annotation, biological process: attachment of GPI anchor to protein; protein localization to cell surface. The transcript is spliced from 2 exons. Gene Ontology annotation, cellular component: membrane; GPI-anchor transamidase complex. Bases 1 to 1311 code for a protein of 436 amino acids.
AUGUCUCGUUCCAUUAAUCUAUCCAAGGUCAUUGUCCUCGCCCUCGCCCUCCGACUCGUCCUCGCCCUCACACCGCUGCCUGCGCUCCUUGCUCACCGACCCGAACUGGCCACUGUCCUCACCUCCUCCUACGCCGCCAAGGAAGCCGUCUCCAUCACCACAAGCCCAAGCUCAAGCUCAUCAUGGUCAAGUUCAUUGUGGGCAACUUUUUUUUCGUCGGGCACUUUGGAUUCGGCAUCCUUUUCUCCGCUCUCCGUUUUGUAUUCGGGCAACUCGACGGCGCCUGUUCACUUUCCUCCGCUCCUCCUACUUGCGCUCAAAGGCCUCGCUGCAACUACAUCGCCGUCUAUGCCGGCUCUUCUCCCGCACUUUGCCCUCAUUGCUCUUGCCUCGCUCGCCGAUGUGGUGGCUGCUCUCGCUCUGGCUGACGCUGGCUCGCUCAUGGUGGGUGUGGCUCUCUCGCCAGACCUCCUCGCUGCGCUCUAUCUCCUCAACCCGCUCUCGCUCCUCACUGCUCUCGCCGGAUCGCUGGCGCCACUCUCCAAUGCUGCCGUUGUUGUUGCUCUCGCUGCUGCACUUCGCCGCCGCGUCAUCCUCGCCACCGCUGCUCUCGCCUCUGCCAUCUACCUCGCCGUCGCGCCGUACACGCUGGUCCUCGGCCUCGGCAUGGUCCUCUCCAAGACGACCGGCAUCUCGUGUGGGCGCGGCCUUGCCCUUGCCGCAGCCGGCACUGCCGCCUGGCUCGCCGUCUUUGCCCUCGCAUCGACCGCGUUGGCAUCGGGCUCGUGGGCCUGGCUCAAGGUAGCGUACGGACCUAUCGUCGGCUUCUCGGCGCUCCGGCCCAACGUCGGCAUCGGCUGGUACCUCCACACCGAAAUGUUUGAGCACUUUCGCACCUUUUUCCAGGCCUGCUUCCAUGGCUAUGCCGCCAUAUUUGCCCUCCCGCUCACCCUCCGCUUCGCGGCCUCGCCCGUGUACCUCUACACGCUGCUCGCGGGCGUCGCCGCCACCUUUCGCCCCUAUCCACAGAUGGCCGAUAUGGCCACGUACCUCGCCAUUGCUGCCCUUCAUGCCGCUCUUGUUCCGCGCAUGCGCUACGCCUUUCUCACUCUCAACCUCAUGAUCUUUGCCUGUGCCGUCCUCUUCACCUUUUGGCGCGUCUGGGUCGUUCUCGAGGUCGGCAACGCCAACUUUCUCAACAACGCCAACCUUGUCUACUGCAUGGCCAACGUCUGGUUCCUCCUCGACUUUGUCUACGCCAAGGCCGAGGCCGAGGCCACGAUGGCGACUGCCUCGCCUCACAAAGCCUGAGCUCGGCCCUGUU